GCAGCCAGCUACAGCAUUUACAGAAAAUAGUCUUCAUGGCUACUGGUGAAGGUGUCUCGUCUCAACCUGAUGAAACCAAGACAAAAUUUGCAGCUGAACUGAAAACACUGAAAGAUACACGGAAAGAAUGUGCUUAUCUUGCUGAACAAUAUCUAAUUAAGGAUCUGUUACCUGUCCUCUUAAAACCCACUGGUGGCGAACAUCAGGACGCUAUUAUGACAGAGUAUGUAUCCGAGUGCAUCGCGUUGUGUUGGACUAUGGUGGUACAAGACCCACCGGUGGAGCUCUACUGGCCUCAAAGCGAAAAAGGAAGCACCAUAGAUAGGGAUAAGUUUAAUCUGUACACAAAAUCUGGAACUCGACUAAACCACGUUGUGUGGCCGGCUGUACUAUUACACAACCUUGGCCCUCUUCUCAAAAAAGGGGUCGUUCAGGCUCUCUAACAUUUUAUCAACAGACCGUAUAUUCAUUUUGACUUCCUUUUCUGUUAUUUAAUG
This is a messenger RNA of Ylistrum balloti, 497 nucleotides long. RefSeq lists its product as uncharacterized. The transcript has 3 exons. Bases 36 to 443 code for a protein of 135 amino acids. NCBI's taxonomy places the organism in Eukaryota, Metazoa, Mollusca, Bivalvia, Pectinida, Pectinidae. The record is from RefSeq and is a predicted model, not a curated record.